AUGUCGUUCCUCAAUGUCAUUUCUCAGCUCACAGCUGAUACAAGCCUUUCACCACCACGAACUGAUAAAGCAGGAUUUCGUAUUCCCAAAAAACACAUCGCCGCCACUUCUCGCGAUCGAAUAGCUAGCAGCGCUCAUGGGACUAGUGAUGGCGGACGAGAUCAAUCGUUUUCUAAGAAGUCUCAUGCAAACCCACCUCCCUCAAAGAUCGAAAGAGGUCCACAUAUCAUUGAUUGGUCGUGGCUCUAG
This is a messenger RNA of Cooperia oncophora, 249 nucleotides long. Lineage: Eukaryota; Metazoa; Nematoda; Chromadorea; Rhabditida; Trichostrongylidae. The record is from the annotation of a GenBank genome assembly.